Molecule: messenger RNA, 1656 nt
Organism: Arabidopsis arenosa
Lineage: Eukaryota; Viridiplantae; Streptophyta; Magnoliopsida; Brassicales; Brassicaceae
Source: the annotation of a GenBank genome assembly
UUCUUCUUCCAUUUACCAUCUGGGUUUUGCUUCAUUACAGUGAAUCCUCAAGCUUCAGAUUUCUCUUUAAGCUUUUUAAGAUUUUUCAAAAAGUGUGCGUAGAUCAGCCUUGUAUAGAACUGAGAUUUUGGUGAAGCUUUUAAAUUGGUUUCUUUGUUCUCUGUUCUUGUGAAGGGAAAACAAAGACGGUGGCUUUCGCUCGGUAAAUAGAUUAUGGAACAUGAUUUACCGUCUAUUAAAUCAUGGAAGUCACUUGUUAAGAGAAGAAACAAUGCUCAAGAAGGGGGUAAAUCGUCGUGGAAAAUGAAACCGAUUGUGGUGCUCAUGUGUACAGUACUUUUGAUCUUUUGGUAUAAGACUACAAAUAUUCAGUAUGAACAGACAGAGAUAGAAGAAACAGAUUAUCCAUUUGAGAUGGCAAAGGAAUCUGAACCGGUCAGUGAAAAGUUGAAAGGCUUGCCUUUUGGUAUCAUGCAACCUAGAUCAGAUUUGGAGUUAAAGCCACUUUGGUCAAGUAGUAGUUUGAGAUCAAAGAGCGGCGAAAUGACCAACCGUAACUUGUUGGCAAUGCCGGUAGGACUUAAGCAAAAGGAUAAUGUUGACGCUGUUGUAAAGAAGUUUCUUCCUGCAAAUUUCACUGUCAUUCUAUUUCAUUAUGAUGGAAACAUGGAUCAAUGGUGGGAUCUAGAGUGGAGCUCAAAAGCCAUACACAUUGUUGCACAUAACCAGACAAAAUGGUGGUUCGCGAAACGUUUUCUCCAUCCUGAUAUUGUCUCCAUUUACGAUUAUGUUUUUCUUUGGGAUGAAGAUCUUGGAGUGGAGAAUUUCAACCCGGAAAAGUACCUGAGGAUAGUUAAAACUGCGGGACUGGAGAUAUCUCAACCGGCCUUGCACCCAAACUCAACCGAAGUUCACCAUAGAAUUACAGUCCGGUCUAGAACGAAAAUAUUUCAUAGGCGAGUUUACGAUAGUAGAGGCAAUAUGAAGUGUUCAAAUGCUAGCGAAGGGCCUCCAUGCACCGGAUUUGUUGAAGGAAUGGCUCCAGUGUUUUCGAGAUCUGCGUGGUUUUGCACUUGGAAUCUAAUACAAAAUGAUCUGGUUCAUGGGUGGGGAAUGGAUAUGAAACUUGGAUACUGUGCUCAGGGUGACCGUAGCAAGAAAGUAGGCAUUGUCGACAGUGAAUAUAUCUUCCAUCAAGGCAUUCAAACUCUAGGUGGAAGCGGUUAUCCCGAUAAGAAGAACUCAGCUCGCAGCGGAGUGAAUCGGAGACGCGGUUCUGCUACUUUUGAUUCAAGAACAGAGAUACGGAGACAAUCAACGUGGGAGCUGCAAGCUUUUAAAGAACGGUGGAACCAAGCGGUUGCAGAAGACAAGAACUGGGUCGACCGGUCUUCAUCGACCCGGAACCGAAUUGGCAAUAACCGGAGAUUAAAAAGAAGUAGUGUGAUUCCAAGUUUAGUGCAGAGGAAAGCUGAAGAGACUACAACAUAAACAGAUACAGUUUUAAUCAGAUUAUAUAUAGAGAGAGGUUUUUUUCUUUUUGGUCUCAUUGUUAUAUAUAAGUUAAUAGUUAAUCAUUUACUCUCUUUGAUUAGUGUAGUUUUCAUGGUCUUCUUUAGAUGUGGUUCAAUCUUUGAUUAAAUUCCAAUUAUAUGA